GAGGCAUGGCAGGGUUGGAGGCAUAGCCUCCCCGUCCGGGGCAAGUUCGAGAGCGGGGAGGGCGUUUCCUGGGGCAACUCCACCGGGGUCCUGUGGACGUUGCCCCUUCUCCGCCGGACCGCACGGGAACGACGUGCCCACACUCGGAGGAAGGGGUUGGCGCUGAGCGAGUUUAAAGGGUUCCUUUUGAAAGCAGGAAGUUUGAAAUGAAGUUGCGUCAGCAGCAGAGCGUGCAGUUUCAGGUGCUGUCGGGACAGCUUUCAGCUUCUCAGAACAAGCCUAACCCUCACCGCAGUAAUAACUUUUAUUAGGGGACAAAAAAUUCACCAAAGUAAAACCCUUUCUGCCCAAACCUAAAAACCUUUGGAUAAACGUUUGCAAGAAACGGAUCACAGCCUUAUUUGUUUUUCUAGACUGAGCAUAAACUCUUUUGAAGACUCAGCGUUACUGUCAAAAUGAAUGAUUGCCUGCCUACUUAUGAUUCAGUUAUCGAGGUGUUUAGGUCUCCUUGCAGUACACUCAGUGACUCCCAGACUUUUUUUUUUCCCCUCCCUUUGAAAUUGCUUGUUAGAAGGCUUUAUCUAAUUUCUCACAUUUGUGUGUCUUUUUAAGGUGGUUCUAAUAAACUUUAAAGGCUUCUGAUUUGCUGCGGGCCUGCCAUCGCUGUGGAAAACAAGUAUUCUUUCAGAGGAGAAUAGAAGUGCGUUGGUUUCUAAAUAGUCCCAAUAGGACGCUAGCAUCAGCAUCACUUGGGAACUUUUUGGAAAUGCACAUUUUGGGAUCUUACCCCAAACUUACUGGAUCAGAAAUAUGUUUUAACAAGCCUUCCAGUUGAUACCAGUGCACCUGGAUGCUAGAGUUUGAGAAUUACUGGCGUAGUGAUAACACCCAUUGUGGAGUCACAUAUAAUGGAAUUUGAAUUGAAGUAAUUCCUAGAUGGAGACACUUGGACAUGUUACCUCACAGGGCAGGAAUAUGAAGAUGCAAGAAAAAUGUUUAACACCAAACACAUAGAAAACCCCCCAAAGAUGUUAUUAAAUAACUUACUAGAACUGCAUAAAAUUCAGCUGUCUAUAUAUCUCCCUAGAUACCUAAAACUGACUGCCUGACCACGCCUUCCCAUUGCUGAGCUAUUUCCCUGAUAUCUGGCCAUGCAACGGAGAUCAAGAGGGAUAAAUACUGGGCUUAUUCUACUCCUUUCUCAAAUCUUCAAUGUUGGGAUCAACAGUAUUCCACCUGUCACCCUAGCAACUUUGGCCCUCAACAUCUGGUUCUUCUUGAACCCUCAGAAGCCACUGUACAGCUCCUGCCUUAGUGUGGAGAAGUGUUGCCAGCAAAAAGACUGGCAGCGUUUACUGCUCUCUCCCCUUCACCAUGCUAAUGAUUGGCAUUUGUAUUUCAAUAUGGCAUCCAUGCUCUGGAAAGGCAUACAUCUAGAAAGAAGACUGGGAAGUAGAUGGUUUGCCUUUGUUAUCACCACAUUUUCUAUACUUACUGGAGUGGUAUACCUGCUCUUGCAAUUUGCUGUUGCCGAAUUUAUGGAUGAACCUGACUUCAAAAGGAGCUGUGCUGUAGGUUUCUCAGGAGUUUUGUUUGCUUUGAAAGUUCUUAACAACCAUUAUUGCCCUGGAGGCUUUGUCAACAUUUUGGGCUUUCCUGUACCGAACAGAUUUGCUUGUUGGGUCGAACUUGUGGCUAUUCAUUUAUUCUCACCAGGGACUUCCUUCGCUGGGCAUCUGGCUGGGAUUCUUGUUGGACUAAUGUACACUCACGGGCCUCUGAAGAAAAUGAUGGAAGCAUGUGCAGGUGGUUUUUCCUCCAAUGUUGGUUACCCAGGACAGCAAUACUACUUUAAUAGUUCAGGCAGCUCUGGAUAUCAGGAUUAUUACCCGCAUGGCAGGCCGGGUCACUAUGAAGAAGCACCCAGGAACUAUGACACGUACACAGCAGGACUGAGUGAAGAAGAACAGCUUGAGAGAGCUUUACGAGCCAGCCUCUGGGACCGAGGAAAUACCAGAAAUAGCCCACCACCCUACGGGUUUCGUCUCUCACCAGAAGAAGAAAUGAGGAGACAGCGGCUUCACAGAUUCGAUAACCAGUGAGGUGGCGUCUUGGGAAGACAUGGUCUAUGCGUGUAAUUAUUGCCCAUUUGGCUCAUUCCCGAAGCCCCUAAUUCAUUCUAAUUCAUUUUAAACAAAAGCAGAGUACACCGGUAUUGCUCCAGACCGCUCACAUCGCCUGGGACAGUCCUCCCAUGGCCCCUGUGAGUCAACUCACAGCUUGCUGGGAGUGGGCCUUCUCCUGGCCUUGUUCUUGCUCAUAAACAGGUCACUUCCUCCAUGAAGGGACCAGUUUCCACACUCCCUCCUCUCACUGCUAACUCAGCGAUGCCUCUGCUUUGGUCUGCUUUUGAAGACUGUGACCUUCACCAGGAGGUUUUACUUUCACCAGUCAGGAAGAUUAGUCCCUCAUCCUGCCUGGAGAGCCCCGUGUUUGACUUGGCAGCGGGUGUGGAGCCAUCCCCGCGUCCUCCUGGCGCAUUGCCACUGCGGCUGUCCAGGAACAGGAUGUGGCUGCCUCGGCCGAAUGUUGUCCUACUCUCCCCAACCCCGGCGCCUCGGCACCUCGGGCCCCUGCAUCUGGCUGGUGUUUGCAGGGCUUUUGCUUUGCUCUGGUAUUGCUCUGCCUUUAUAGAAAGUCUCAUUGAAGAAGUGUAAGAAAGACCUAAGGUGGGGAAGACUCCUACACACACCGUUAGUAUCAGUGACACCAGCAGUGUAGGUUCCCAGCCACUUCCCAGUGGCAGCUUGUGUGCCCAGGAGAUAGGACAUCAUUUAACAAACCAGCAAAGUAACAGCAGAUGCAACAUACAGAGUAGAGCAAAGGCAUUUGGUGGAUUGGUCACUAGAGAUCUAUCUUGCAGAAAGUAUGUUUUUCCUCAUAAAAGUGCCUCUUAAUUGACCAUUGUACCAGCCACUUGUCCUAGUCAAAUGUCCAAAACAUGCCCUUGGGCCCCGCAACGUUACAAUCCACAGAUUGUCUGUCUGAGUCAUUUAAGGCAUUUCCUGGUGCUUGUGUUCCAUGAAUAAAAGGACGAAAGUCAGAAGAUCACUGAUGUCUUACUGUCACAAAGAUAUUUUAAAAUAGAGAAGUAGGAAAAGAUCUUCCUUUUUUGAUCUACAAUUUAUAUAGUUUUCUGAUUAUGCACAUAAAAGAUAUGCCUUCCAUAUGCAUAAAGCAAACAUGUGGAAAGAAAUAUACCCAGAUGUUAGCAGGGGUCAUCUUUGGGAGUGGAGUCCAUGGGAUUUUGCUUUCUUCAUUUUUAUAAUUUUAUAUUACUGUCUUGGAAGAUGUGUUUACAUGUGUGUGUUAAUAUAAAUUGUACCUGUAAGUCUAGAAGCUUUAAAUGUGUUAAAAUUAAAAUAUUCAAGCUGAAUGUUACUUCUCUCUCCCAAAUUCUAUAAGUUUGACUCCUGUUGCCCCAAGUAGAAGUAACUUCUUUCUUGUGUGCCACUUUUAUAGCAUUUGGUAAUCCUGCUAUAACACUUAUAUCUUGUCCCUAUUAUUAUCUGUGCACAGCUACACAAAGAAAGAUGUGCCUUCUAGCUGGGAACAUGGAUUGUGAAUGACUCUGUAAUGAGGCCUGAGUCUUAGUUAUCUUGCCACUCACUCCCUAUCUCCCCUUUCCAACCCCAAAGGCUCAUUAAAUGUCAGUGUUUCACCAAAGUAUUUUUUCAGUUGUAUUAAGAGUCCAAUCACUGUACAUGGAAGUAUUUUAUUUUUUAUUUUUUUAUAUCACUUGAGUCCACUAGUAGUACUUCCUUGCUCUGUUUGACUUGUCAGAUACAAAGACAUAGGAUUAGAUUUUGGGUGGUAAAAUUGUGAUACGCAUGGCUGUUUGUGGAGUGGAACAUCUUCGUGAUGUGAGAAAGGUCAUUUUAGUUAUAAAUGUAAACCAGUUAUUUUAGCACAACAAUAAAGAUGUUCUGGAAAUUGUUAUAAUUAUUUUAACUAAUAGACUUGCCUGUAACAAGUGCUUAUUGUUUGGAAUGUCCAGUUUAUUUUAUUUUCCUCUACAAUAAGGAAUCCCUAAAGUUAUGCCAACAAACUGGAAUUGGAUUGAGAAAGACAAAAGCAAGUGAGCAAGUGUAUUAGACUAAUUAUCUCUAGUAGGGAAUAAGCACUUGGAGCUAAUUUUUUAAUUUGGUUUAUUUAAUAGUAGCUCCCUGAUUGUUAAGCCCCUGGUUCCCACAGUUUGGUGUGGUCAGUCAACAACUUAAGAGACCUCUUAAUGCAGAAUCUGUACUUGGUUCUGAAGAGGAGGGAGUAGUUAAAAUUGCUUCCUUUUAAUGACUCUGAAUGUAUUGCCUGUGAUUCCAAAGUUGUACAUAAUUGUUCAGACCUCCUCCAUCCUUUUAAAUUGCCUGCUGCAGUAAAUAACUAGUUUGAGUAGAACUAGAGCCUGUCUACCUAUUUGACACUUGUCCUGCUGCCUGGGGAGUAAGCAAGCUAAAGGGAUGAGAAAGACCACCUCCCCCUACCCUGCAAAUUGCACUGCAAGGCAGAGCAAGAAUGGGGAAGCUGGCAGACCUGGCCUCCUUGUUCCCAGUCUUAGUUUUUCUUGAGAGAUUCAGUAUUCAGUAAAGAAUAGUAGUCAAUUAGUCAAAAAAAAAAUAAAAUUUUAUAUAUAUAUAUAUAUAUAUAUAUAAAAACAACUUCUUUUCCCUUCCCAUGAAUCAUUGCAGUCAUUCCCUAAGUUUCUUCUCCUUUUUUUUUUUUUAUGGAUGCUAGUAUUGUAUUUUAGAAUCACAGACGCUCAGCUUAGAGAGUCUUAAUAUCUCAAUUAUUUGCUCUGUUCAAUACUUAUAAUACUUCCUCGCUCAAUUCUGCGUAACUCCAGCUUAGUCUUCUAAAAUUCACUUUCAUGAUGCCACUCAGUAUCUCAAAUACCUUUCAUUGGCUCUCUGCUGCCAAAGGAUAAAGGUCAAAGUCAUUAGCCUCAACAGUGGGCUCCAGCCAACCUUUGGACCUCAGCCCCAUUUAUCCAUCACAGAGGCUGGUAACUAGUCUCAUCACAGAGGCUGGUAACACUCAGGCUGUGAGUGUUCCUGAUCUUGUGACACUCUGUGCUGUACUUUUACAUGGAACAGCUCUUUCCUUUCUCUUGGUCCAUCCAGAUCCUCCUCAUCCAGCCCCCAUCUGAAUCCUGUAACAGACACAACCACAUCAACACAGUUUCCACAUACCACUUGGAAUUGCUGGUUAUGCUGCAAUGAGAGAAUGUCUUUUGUCUUUAGAUUGUAAGCUUCAUGAGGACAGAAACCAUCUGUUUCUCUCUCUCCUCACAGUGCCUUGAGAAGUGCUUUGUCUGGAAUAUCAGAACCAAUAAAUACUUGCGGAUUGAAACA
Molecule: messenger RNA, 5408 nt
Organism: Chlorocebus sabaeus (green monkey)
Lineage: Eukaryota; Metazoa; Chordata; Mammalia; Primates; Cercopithecidae
Gene: RHBDD1
Product: rhomboid domain containing 1
Biological process (GO): cellular response to unfolded protein; negative regulation of apoptotic process
Cellular component (GO): endoplasmic reticulum; membrane
Molecular function (GO): serine-type endopeptidase activity
Source: RefSeq, a predicted model, not a curated record